This is a messenger RNA of Tarenaya hassleriana, 5970 nucleotides long. RefSeq lists its product as uncharacterized. The transcript is spliced from 11 exons. NCBI's taxonomy places the organism in Eukaryota, Viridiplantae, Streptophyta, Magnoliopsida, Brassicales, Cleomaceae. The record is from RefSeq and is a predicted model, not a curated record. Bases 127 to 5775 code for a protein of 1882 amino acids.
AUGAUUUGUGUCCUAAAAAUUUGAAAUCCAAAUCGGCGCUAGUCCUCCCUUCUCUCUCGGUCGCUCGCAAGAAGUCGGACACCGGCGAUUUUUUCCGGCAGAGAGAUUCCGAAGGAGACGACGACUAUGGAAAAUCUUUUCCUUCAGAUCUUCGAGAGGAAGAGAAGGAUCGUGGAGCAGGUGAAGCAUCAGAUAAAUCUCUACGACCAGCAAUUAGCCUCCAAGUGCAUACUCGAAGGAGUCACUCCUCCGGAAUGGCUCUGGUCUCCGUCUUUUCCCUCUCAAACUUCCGAGUUGAACAAGGAAGAGAUAAUCUCAGGACUUCUGUUCUCUCAUUCAAGACCUUCCAACAUUUACGCUAGUAGUCGUGGCUUUUCAUAUCAACAGCCAUUCAAUUUUUUAGUCGACAAUGUCCAAACGUUUAAGCUUAAUCAACAUCUGCAAGAUCAGUCACUUGAAGAAGACCAGCAGCAUGAUUUGUCACACAACAACUUAGAAGAGGCCGGGUGUGUCCCAUCUUCUGCUCAUGAGCAGGACCCUCCUAAUGUUGCAUCUGCCAGGGAUUUUCAAGAGGAGAUAAUCCCUAAAAGUGCCUCAACUUGUUUUGAACAGAAUGUAAGCUGUUUGUGCCCUGAAUACUCUCAAAAUAACAAAGUUGAAACCGGUCUCGAUGGUACAGCUCCAGGGUAUAUCCGAGGAGAAAGGGUUACAGAUGGUUUCUCAACUACUGGUUGUGAACUGAAAACAAGGUGUACAUCUCCUAGAUGUUGUCCAGAUGAAGCAGAACCGGGUAUUUCCCUUGACCCUACGCUAUCUCUGGCAAGGAUUCAGAGAUCGAAGUCACGUCAAAGAGCUUUGGAGCUUCGUAGUAGUGCAAAGGCUUCAAAAAGCCAAUCAAAGAGUAUAAAUAAUCUCCAAGCUUCCCCUGCUGAAAAUCUAGGUUAUGAGAUAGCUUCUUUGAGGUUGGACAGUGUCAAUGGCAUAGAAUUAUUCGAGCACAAUGAGAAUGAGGAAGAAGUGUGCAGAGAAGAAGCAGUGGAGAAUAAUAACUCUCAAGAUAAAGAAAGAGAUCAGUUUAUGAAGUUCAGUACAACAAAAUCUACUAGCACAAGUGAGAAAGUAGAUUCUGUAAGAAAGUCUAGUGUGGAUAAUUACGCUUCUGUGGCACCAGAUUCAAGAGAUCCAAAGUCUCUGUUUGAGAGUGGUAUUGUGGACGAAAUGGACCUGUCACAGCAGACUAAUACAUCAAACGAAGUAUCCACCAAAGAAGAAGGUAAAGUUAACAAUUCCCAGAGGAAGACUUGCAGUGAGAUAAUCCAUCUCGAUAGAGUUUCAAGAUCCGAAAGCUUGGCCAAUGGGUUCAGCUUCAAGAAUGAAAAGACAAAGUUGAGAGACUCUUGUUCAGGUGAACUUCGGUCAAGAAGUUCAAAUGCAUCUCCCAGGGCAGGCCAAGAAAUAGAAUUGCCGCAGUAUACAGUGAUGAAGAAUGAAGCUUGUAUGCAGAUAGAAGCAGGAAUGAGCAACUCUCUGUCGCAAAAUGUGUAUUCUGAAAGAGUUACAAGAUCCAGAAAUGCUGCUCAAGGGUGCAGAUCCAAGACUGAGCAUUUAGGUAAAGUUGAUUUCUCUUCAGUCGAUCUGCAGUCGAGGCAUUCAGUUGCAUCACCGCAAUGUGAUGAUGAAAGGAAGUUACUGAAGCCCACUACUGUUAGUGGUGAAGGUUUCUUAGUUGAAGAUUACACCGAUGACAAACAAUGGAAAGAAAAGGGUGAAUCUAUUGACACAAGCAUAGUUUCAAGAUCUGAAAGCUUAGGUCAGGAUGACAGCAUGUUGGAUGAGUCUACAGAAGUGGGUCAGAUCCAAGACAGUAAAUCCAAGGCUGAGUAUUUGGGUCAGUUCGAGUUAUCUUCAAUUGAACUGCAGCCAAGACAUUCAGCUGCAGUGCUGCAGUCUGGUGAUGAAAGGGAAUUAUUAAAACCUCCUACCGUCAGUGAAAAAUGUUUAUCAGUUCAAGAAGAUUCUGCUGGUGGUAAACUAUGCAAAGAAAAGGACGAAUCUAUUCACCCUAGCAGAAUUUCAACAGUUAGAAGUUUAGGUCAAGCUGAAAUCUCGGUGGAUGAUCCUGCUGUAGUGGGUGAGUUUGCUCUGCAGGAAAAUGGUGUUGUGUCUGGAGACUUGGUUGAACAUUCUACAACAUCUGAUGUUAGUGGUGGUUCCAAGGUAGUGCAGCCAAAUAGUUCAUGGAUCAAGCCGGAGAGUAGCCAUCAUGGAAAAAUAAGCAGGUUGAGAAGCUCAAGCAUACAAGAGGACUUAGCAACAGAAUAUGAAGCCCCUUCUGUUAGUUCUGAACAUGAAUUGGUUGAUGAACAACUUGAUUCUGGAGUGGUGAAUUCUCCAUCCAACACACUACAUAAUCUUCCUGCACCUGUGAAGCUUGAGCCGCUUCAUUUUAAUGACGAUGAAGAGCAAAACUUCGACGAGAUGCUACUGAAUUAUCGAGAAGAAUCAGCCAAGGGGGAUGGCCCCAUACCAGCAGCAGCAGCAAGAGAAAUUAAUGCUUCAUCUCCCACUGAUCCGGAAAUAAAUCUCUUGGUGGAUAGCAAAUUGAGUGCCAUCGUGGAGCAUGAUGGGCGAGAGAAAGAACGGAUACCAGCGAGGGAAUCACCUAUUGGCGGCGCUGACUUAGAAGCUGGAGAGAGUGAACAUGCAGAGGCUAAUACUGGAUUAUCAAUAAAUAACAUAUCCAAUGUUUGCAUAGUUGCGUCGACAAACAGUCUUAAAAGAAGGCUCAACCCCUCUGUGCCAAACAAUUCGUCAGAUAAUUCGGCCCAAUCGCAGGCUGCUGGGAAAUCUUCCCUCUGUGAGAUGUCAAAGGAGCAACCAUUGUCUUGUCUGUCCAAUCUGAGUGCUAACAAAGAGAUCAAAGUUCCAUUUGAGGAGGAUAUAUACCAGCUAGAUGUAUUUAAACACGCUUUAUCUACAUCGAACAAGAGAAGUGAAGAAAAGACUAUUGCUGAGGAUAGUGAAAGAGAAAUGAAGGCUGAUCUUUGUGUGGGGGAAUGGAACCAGUCAGAACAAUCUCUACAUCAGGUACAGACAUCCUUUGGAAAAGGUUGCUGUCCCCAUACUGGUCAAAAUAUAGCAUGCACAGAAUCAAGAGAAGUCCAAGCUCCUGAAAGCUCUAUUCGGGAAUUCUGCCAGUCUAGUCCCUUUACGGAAAUCUCCCAUCUGCAGAAUAAGCGAAGAAGGACUCUAGAUAAACUAGCUCAUGGGAUGCCUUCAUCAGCAAGCCUACCGGAUGAUGCUCUUGAUUCAGGUUCUGCUGAGGGAAAACAUGGUACAGUUCAUCACAGUGUGGAAUGCCUCAGUCUCAGUCACUAUGAUGUUGAGCUGCAAAAGAUGAUUGGAUCUGCAUCUUCAACCGAGUUACGACUUGACGAGGGUUACUUACUCAAGGAAGUUGGAUUCAAGAGUCCAGCCACUCUUACCUUCAAAUCAGAACAACUCGGAGAAUUAGGGAGUCAAACCAUCCCAAUUCAUGGAGUUGGAUCAGAAUAUACAGACAUUGUGCCAAGCGGCCAAGAAACCUCUCAUCUCUUAGCUAGUAGAGUUUCACACGAUUCAAUUGGUUUGAUAUGCUCAGAUGAUGGAAGCCUCCCUGUGUUAGAGGGCUUCAUAAUCCAAACAGAUGAUGAAGAUCAAAGUGGUUCUCAUGACCAGAUAAAUCUUGAUUGCUUGCGGCUUCCGAAAACUACGGUAGAACGUGCAAGUGUGUUGGAGCAGAUUUGUCGGUCUGCUUGCAUGAGUACUCCCUCAUUGCAACUCUCUACCUCGUUUAAAUUUGACGAAAAGCCGAAGUUGAACCAAUCUGUUCCAAAUCGGCUUCUUGAAAGUAUGCUUGUUAGUAGCAGCCUUCAGACAAAGGAUGAUGAGAGUAAGAAGCUCGAGGGUGGCUCUGUCGUUGUUUACUCAGAAAUUGACCAUGCCUUUCAUGGGAGGUCGCAUUCUGAUUGCCUGCCAUUAUCUGGUGCUGGGUCAGCAUCUGUUGAAACUAGGAAUAUUUAUUCAUCUCCGUCCGGUAAGUUGUGGUAUAGAAGUAUGCAAAAGUCUGCCAGUUCAGAGAAGCGAGGGACUCUGAGUCCAGACCUUCCUUGCAUUGCUGAAGAGAAUGAAACCAUCGAUGAGCAAACUGAGAAGCUGUGGAGUGGAAAUACGCCAAAGUCUGCCAGCUCAGAGAAACGAGGGAGUUCAAGUCCAGACCUUCCUUGCAUUGCCGAAGAAAAUGAAAAUGCUGACGAAUCAUUCGAAGCUGUCCGUGAAUAUUCCCAAAUGAAUAACGCCUCCGCUGAAAGGAAACCGCUUCUUGUUGUGAAUGAAAACAUAGAAUUCCCUGCAGCUGUCUCUGAAGCUAAGGUGCAUGUUGAUAGACAAAGCCUUGACUCUGUCAAUACCGCAUUCAGCUUUACAGCUACGUGCAACAGUGUCAAGAGUAAACUGGGAAAGCAGAACGGUGGUACAAGAAGAAGCACGGUUAAAGGCAAGGAGAACCGGGGUAUCUCCCGAGGAACUGCAAGAAAAAUCGAACCGCUUAUUAACAGGUCCAGUAAGCCGAAAUUGUCCGGGAACUCUAGUUUGACAAUCCAAGGGCCUCGUUUAUCAGAGAAGGAACCGAGGCAGAAUAACAUCGUGUCCAACAUCACCUCGUUUAUUCCGCUAGUGCAGCAGCCAAAACCAGCAUCUGAACUGAUCACAGGGAAGAGAGAUGUCAAAGUGAAGGCCCUUGAGGCUGCUGAGGCAGCCAAACGGCUUGCUGAAAAGAAAGAGAAUGAACGUAAGAUGAAGAAGGAGGCACUGAAACUGGAGCGGGCAAGACAGGAGCAAGAGAAUCAGAGGAAGCAAGAGAUGGAGAAGCAGAAGAAAGAAGAGCGGAAGAGAAAGGAGGCAGAAAUGGCAGAGAGGAAGAAGCAGAAGGAUGAUGAAGAGAAAAAGCUGAAGGAAGAAGAACGCAAGAGAAAGGAGGCAGAAAUGGCGGAAAGGAAGAGGCAGAGGGAAGAAGAAGAGAAAAAGCUGAAGGAAGAAGAACGCAAGAGAAAGGAAGCGGAAAUGGUUGAAAGGAAGAGGCAAAGGGAAGAAGAAGAGAAAAGGCUGAAGGAAGAAGAACGCAAGAGAAAGGAGGCGGAAAUGGCAGAAAGGAAGAGGCAAAGGGAAGAAGAAGAUAAAAAAUUGAAGGAACCUAAAAGAAAGCGCAUUGCAGGAGCACAUAAACAACAACAAAGAGAGCCAGAGGCAAAAUUACUUGCCGGAAAAGGAGAACAAGAAUCGAAAACUCAAGCGAUGGAAGCAAGCUCAAAGGCAUUGAAGGAACUCAGACAUGAACUUGGUAAUGCCAUGAAAACCGCAAAGGAACAGGCAAAUUCUAGGUUGCAAUCGACAAAGAGUGACAUCAGUGAAGAUAGCAAGAGAAUGAGUUCGGUUGGAGACAUUUCCAAGGUAACCGGCGAUCUUGGAAGAGUGUCGGAUGAAACCAGCCGGGCAGGUGGAACGACCGAAGAGUCUUACGACAUAUCUCCAUACAAAUGCUCUGAUGACGAAGAUGAAGACGAGGAUGAAGACGUAGGUGUCCGAAACAACAAAUUCGUCCCCGCAUGGGCCAGCAAGAGCUGUGUUCUUCUGGCAGUUUCUUCCCAGCAAAGCGUCGAUCCGGUGAAGAUCUUCCCCCCCAAAAGCUUCUGCAGUAUAGAAGAAGUUCUUUUGCCCCGAAGGCUCCGAUCGAGGUAGAAGGAAUCUUGAGUCUUGAGAAAUUACGACUGCAUAUAACAGUGAGCAUGAGAGGGUAUAACUCGCACUCUCUUUCUUUGAAAAUUCCUCAGUUGCUUCUGGCUUUAAGCUUAGAAUAAAAUUGCAAGUGGUUUGUGGAUGAUGAUGUAAUUUCAGUGACUUAUGGUCAAUGUUCAUAUAAAAUUCCUCUUUUAA